Molecule: messenger RNA, 936 nt
Organism: Meyerozyma guilliermondii ATCC 6260
Lineage: Eukaryota; Fungi; Ascomycota; Pichiomycetes; Serinales; Debaryomycetaceae
Gene: ARO3
Product: 3-deoxy-7-phosphoheptulonate synthase
Exons: 1
Coding region: 1-936 (311 amino acids)
Biological process (GO): aromatic amino acid biosynthetic process
Cellular component (GO): cytoplasm
Molecular function (GO): 3-deoxy-7-phosphoheptulonate synthase activity
Source: RefSeq, a predicted model, not a curated record
AUGGUUGUUAUCGGACCAUGUUCCAUCCAUGACCCAGAGGCUGCCCUCGAUUAUGCUUCCCGUUUGAAAAAAGAGGCCGACAAGCAUAAGGGAGAACUUCACAUAGUGAUGCGUGCUUAUCUCGAGAAACCUCGUACCACUGUUGGCUGGAAAGGAUUGAUCAAUGAUCCCGAUAUCGAUGGUUCUUUCCAGAUUAACAAGGGUCUUCGUAUCUCUCGUCAAUUGUUUGUCAACUUGACUUCGAAGCUUCCUAUUGCUGGCGAGAUGUUGGAUACCAUCUCUCCCCAAUUUUUGUCUGAUUUAUUCUCCGUUGGUGCCAUCGGUGCCAGAACUACCGAGUCUCAGCUUCACAGAGAGUUAUCGUCUGGUUUGUCUUUCCCAGUUGGUUUCAAAAAUGGUACUGAUGGUACCCUCGGUGUUGCAGUUGAUGCUUUGAGAGCCGCUUCUCAUCCUCACCACUUUCUUUCGGUUACCAAACCAGGUGUCGUUGCUAUUGUUGGAACCGAAGGUAACAAAGACUGCUUUGUGAUUUUGCGUGGUGGAAAACAGGGCACAAACUACGACGAAAAGUCGGUUAAGGAGACCAAGGAAGCUCUCAUAAAGAGCAAUGUGAUUACUGAAGAGAAACCAGGACCAAGAAUUAUGGUCGAUUGCUCUCACGGAAACUCCAACAAGAACCACAGAAACCAACCUAUAGUUGCUGCUGAGAUUGCCAGACAAAUCUCUAAUGGUGAGGAUGGUAUUUGUGGUUUGAUGAUUGAGUCCAACAUCGUGGAAGGCAGACAAGAUGUACCUCCCAAGGAAAAAGGUGGAAAGGAUGCUUUGAAAUACGGCUGUUCCAUUACUGACGCAUGUAUCUCAUGGGAAGAUACCGAGUCUGUGCUCGACGUUUUGGCUAAAGCAGUGAAAACCAGAAGAGAAGCCAAAAAAAAUUAA